This is a messenger RNA of Strongylus vulgaris, 528 nucleotides long. The record is from the annotation of a GenBank genome assembly. Lineage: Eukaryota; Metazoa; Nematoda; Chromadorea; Rhabditida; Strongylidae.
AUGCGUACCGUGAUAUUUCUCCUCGCCGUAGGCGCUACAUUUGCUCAAGGGCAAUCCCAAAACUCCGGCUAUGAGGCAGCUGAGGUAAUACAGCCUGCACCAGCACAACCAGCAAGUGCUGACGGUGGAGAUCAACAAGCAUACAACUCGGAUGGUGGAAAUGGCGGAACUAAUGGAGGAUCUCCUCCGGCUCCUCCUCCUCCUCCACCACCACCACCACCACCUGCGCCUGCUCCUGGACCUGUACUGAUUCCUGUUCCUGAACCUGUACCCGCUCCAGGACCAGGACCCAUCCCUGGACCCGGACCAGCUCCAGGGCCAGGACCUGCACCUGGCAGUUACGGAAACGGCAUCGCCCCAGUACCCGCACCCGGACCUGGACCAGCUCCUGGACCUGGACCAGCUCCAGGACCAGGACCUGCACCUGGCGGCAACGGUGGUGUUGCUCCAGGAACUGGAGGUGACAAUGGAAUUGGAUAUAGACGUCGUCGUUUCCGCCUUCGUGUUCACCGUGUGCGCCGUCUUUGA